UCAGUUGCAGUAACUUAACGCAUUUGCGUCAUCUUCGUUGCACUUUGGCAAUUUGGUUUAUGACAACGUAUACUUGCCUGCUGAUCUGUCAAAAGUUUUAACUUCAAAGUUAUUAUUCGAAAACGACAAGUGUUGAACAAUAGAAAUCUACAAAAUGACGGCUGAUUUAAAGAAGUUCUUACAUGGCCUACUCAAUCGAGUUGAAGGAUUGCACAGUAUUUUGAUAACAGAUAGAGAUGGGGUACCAGCUGUAUUUGUGGCUAAUGAAAAGGCUCCAGAACUAGCAAUGAGAGCAAGUUUUUUGUCUACUUUUGGAAUGGCUACUGAUCAAGGAAGUAAGCUUGGUCUUGGAAAAAAUAAUACUAUCAUCUGCAUGUACAGCAGUUACCAGGUAGUACAAAUGAACAAGCUACCUCUAGUAGUGAGCUUUAUUGCUAGUCAUGAUUGCAAUACUGGACAUAUUCUGGAUUUAGAGAAGAAAAUCGACCCUGUGCUCUGUCAACUAAAAAAUGCUGUUGCGGAUGCCUGAUGGUUACCCGUAGUUCACUAUGGAUGAUAAUUAAUGCAACAUCACUAAAAAAGUGUAUUGUGAUAAAAGACUUGGAUAUUGCUGUGCAAUAUUACUCAUCCAGUAAUGCAAGAAGAAACAGCACCAAUGUUUUGUUUGAGACAAAUUUUCUUGUCUGGCAGUGCAAAAUUUACAAGGAAGGAAGUCUGAUGUUGAGACAAAAUCUAUGAUAAUAAUUAAAAGUAACUGUUUGUACAUUAUUUUUAAAAACAUAUGAUAUAUUUAACGUUUUUUUUUGCUUUAUAAAUUUUGCAUACACAUGAUAAUUGAUAUUAAUGGAAAGAAUUUAGAAAAAUAUUACGGAUAUACUUGUAGCAAAAAGUAAGCGCAUUGUGCUCUGACCAUGGCUCUCUGUAAAUACAAAAGUUUGAUGGAUAAUCUCAAAAUAUAGUUAAUCACAGCUCGUACAGCAAAGUCUUGCCCUCGAGACCGUUAAGUAUAUUUUGAGCGGCCGCGAGCGCCAUGUCGUUUCGGGUUUCCACAGUUUGACUGCCCAUGUGUGGGAUGAUCACUGUAAAUAAAAGUAUUAAUUCAAUAGUCUUUUAUGGUAACCAAAUGGAUAAAUACUAUAUAAUACAAGCUAUACACAAAUAAACGGUAAAAUACGUGUUUUAAAGUG
Molecule: messenger RNA, 1187 nt
Organism: Nasonia vitripennis (jewel wasp)
Lineage: Eukaryota; Metazoa; Arthropoda; Insecta; Hymenoptera; Pteromalidae
Gene: Lamtor3
Product: ragulator complex protein LAMTOR3-A
Exons: 3
Coding region: 155-529 (124 amino acids)
Biological process (GO): positive regulation of TOR signaling; cellular response to amino acid stimulus
Cellular component (GO): Ragulator complex
Source: RefSeq, a predicted model, not a curated record